AUGACUGUAAACACACGAAAACGAACGGAGAGAGAUUUCGGUAGCAAUCAGGCUGAAUCCUCCGCGCGUAAGCGUAGUAAGCGGGAUAAUUCCACUGAGGAAAGCCAUGAUACCACUCAGUAUGAACAGGACGAGAAAUGGCCUUAUAUUGAUAGUGAUGGCGAUUAUGAAUUGGAUCCGGACUAUGUGUCACCCCAUCGAAAUAACACAAUUGCAGGAUACCAAGCGCUGCAGCCUAUAGGGCACUCGGUCGAUGAGCAAGCAGAAGAUGGGGACAAUGAAGAUAAUGCGGACGACGCCAGCAGCGACGACGGAGACUAUAAAGAUGAACCGUAUGAGGACGAAGUAGACGACAACGACGAAAUGGGUCCACUAGAUGAAGAAGUGGAAGAAUGGAAAAAGGCGGAAGUCAAAAAAAUAGUUAAUAACAUCAACUCCACAGAGAAACGAAUCAGAUAUCUCAAGACCAGAAAGAGCAACGCCGAGAAACGCGCCAACGACAAAGCUGAAGAAUACACCAGGGAAUGGAACGCACGAAAUAAGGGCAGAUCAGAACUCGAUAAGAUCGAAGCCGCGAAAAGAGCGGCACAAGAUCAAGUCCAAAAUGCAGAGGACGAUCUAAUGAAGGCCCGAGAUCGGCUUGCCAAUCACCAAGCACGAAAGGCAGCUGUCGAACAGAAUGCACGACAGGAAUAUAUGGAGGCUGUUAGGACAAGGCGUGUCAGAAUCCCACGGACCAGAAAGGAGGAGCGCCAUUAUGACCCGGGAGACCUCGAUGACGGCGAUGAUUCACUUUCUGAUCAGAUAGCUGAUCAACUAGCGAUUGAGACUCGGAAGAAGCGGCAGAAGAAGAAAGAGCACGGGAAGGGGAAACAGCGGGCGAUUAAGGAUGAUAGUGAAGAGGGUGAGAACGAGGGUCCGAAACAUAAUCCAAAAAAGGAUUAUGCUCGUGCUUGUCGACGUUGUAGGCUCAAGAAAAAGCGCUGCGUAAUGAAUCCCGAAAAUACAGCCUGUGCGAACUGUAUCCAAGACGCCAAACGAUGCCGUCUUACGGACCACGUCACUGGCAAACAGAUCCAUGUCAACGAACUUCAGGAGACACAAGUCAAACUCGAUUCUGCCUUGAAUGAACUUGCCAGAUUUCGAGCAAUGUCUAAGAUAUCUAUAGGGUUGGAUAAUCCGCUUGCUGGGAUUACAGGCUAUGGACCACCGACACAGAAACGGGCAAUGCAAAAUUGGGCUCGAAUGAACCGCGGAUUGGAACCUUUGUCGCCUUUGUCUGCUCAAGCUAGUGGCUCUGGAGGGACUCCGGGGAAGCGGAAAUCACCAACUGACGGAAAUGAUAGCGAGUCCUCGCAGGCAGUGAAACGCCAAAAGACAGUACCACCACAGCCGAAGAAUUUCUCUUUCCAAAAUCAGACACAGGAGAGCUAUCCGACUUCAAGGCGCCGUAGAAGGCCAGGUGCGACAUUACGACGGGCCAAUGUACAGACGCAACAAAAGACUAAACGGGAAGAAGCGGCUGAAAAGCUGUUCCAGGAAGCUCAACAGCAGCGCCUGCUGUACCUACAGGCUCAGCAGGCUGAACCGCAGCAAGAGAAGGUUGAACAGCAGCAAAAAGCCACCAGGUAA
Messenger RNA from Talaromyces stipitatus ATCC 10500, 1632 nucleotides. RefSeq lists its product as uncharacterized. The record is from RefSeq and is a predicted model, not a curated record. Gene Ontology annotation, biological process: regulation of DNA-templated transcription. Gene Ontology annotation, molecular function: zinc ion binding; DNA-binding transcription factor activity, RNA polymerase II-specific. Bases 1 to 1632 code for a protein of 543 amino acids. The transcript is spliced from 4 exons. NCBI's taxonomy places the organism in Eukaryota, Fungi, Ascomycota, Eurotiomycetes, Eurotiales, Trichocomaceae.